CGGGUGCGGACGUCCCCGCUCCGUUCAGCUCUCCCGGGAGCUUCGCCGCCGCCGCGCCGCCGCGGGACCGAACGGAACGAACCGGGUCGGGCCGGGCCAUGACCCCCCCGUGCGCCGGAGCGCUGCGCUGCGCGGUGCUGUGCGCGGUGCUGUGCGCUCAGGGAUCCGCCGCCACCCGCGCAGAAUGCAGAGAGCUGCUGUCCUGUGAGCUGUGCACCACCGCUCCUCCAGCGCCCAACGGCACCGGCUGCCUCUGGGGGGGCUGUGGGGCACCGGAGACGUGGAGCUGCGUGCACAGCGGGGCGGCCACACGGGACACAUGUGUGCUCUACAACAGCAGUGCCCUGUGCCCAGCGGCACUGAAAUCCCCCACCAAAGAGCCACCGCGGUCCCCUAGCAAGGAGCCGGCAACACAUUCCCCACGGAGCAGCACCACGCGUGCCCCGCUGACGGGCAGCCCCGAGUUCCAGCCUCCGGGCUUCGACACGGCCAGCUUUGUGGGCGGCAUGGUGCUGGUGCUCAGCGUGCAGGCCGUCCUCUUCUUCAUCCUCAAGUUCAUCAAGUCCAAGGACAGCAGCUACCAAACGCUGAUCUGAGUUCCGGGCGAUGCUGCCCUCGCCUCCCCCAUCCCCCCCCCCCCUCCCGGGGAGGUGGAGAAGAGACCACCGCUGUGUCUCCAUCCCAUGCUGGGACCACCCCAAAGCUGUGGGACCCCCCCACCUGCACCACAACUAUGCAAAGCUGGCUCUGCGAGGGGGGGGAGGGGGGGGGCUGCACCUGGGGGCGAG
Lagopus muta (rock ptarmigan) is the source of this 788-nucleotide messenger RNA. It is a transcript of the gene CD164L2, whose product is annotated as CD164 molecule like 2. Lineage: Eukaryota; Metazoa; Chordata; Aves; Galliformes; Phasianidae. Bases 99 to 596 code for a protein of 165 amino acids. The transcript has 6 exons. Gene Ontology annotation, cellular component: cytoplasmic vesicle. The record is from RefSeq and is a predicted model, not a curated record.